Scomber scombrus (Atlantic mackerel) is the source of this 6764-nucleotide messenger RNA. RefSeq lists its product as uncharacterized. Gene Ontology annotation, molecular function: protein binding. NCBI's taxonomy places the organism in Eukaryota, Metazoa, Chordata, Actinopteri, Scombriformes, Scombridae. The transcript has 22 exons. The record is from RefSeq and is a predicted model, not a curated record.
AUUUUACAGUCAGUAGAGCAGAAGGACGAAAACAUCAAGUCUGAGGCAGUGUUACUGGUUUACCUCUCAGACUCCAGAAGAUGAAGGAAGAGGAGGAAGAGGAGGAAGAGGAGGACGGAGCAGAGUCUCUAAUAUCUAGCUGUCUGUCUAUGAAGAGUGAUCGGUCUAUAGAGCAUCCUCUAGUCUUCAGUAAUGAACCUGGACCCUCAGACAUAAAACAGAGAGCAGAGUCUGUAAUAUCCAGCUGUCUGUCUAUGAAGAGUGACCUGUCUAAAGAGCAUCCUCUAGUCUUCAGUAAUGAACCUGGACCCUCAGAACAAAAUGUUACUGGUUUACCUCUCAGACACCAGAAGAUGAAGGAAGAGGAGGAAGGGGAGGAUGGAGCAGAGUCUCUAAUAUCUAGCUGUCUGUCUAUGAAGAGUGAUCGGUCUAUAGAGCAUCCUCUAGUCUUCAGUAAUGAACCUGGACCCUCAGACACAAAAGAGAGGAAGAGGAAGAGGAGGGGUGUUUCUGUGGAAGAGCAGCUGUCCAGCUGUUCUUUGUGUCAGGACGUCUUGAAGGAUCCAGUCUCUACCAGCAGUGGAUACUGGUUCUGGAGACUCCUCUGGUACAUCACCUCAUACUGGGACCAGUCUGCUUCAUCAGGAGACUCCUCCUGUCCCCAGUGUGCAGAAAGAUCCAGAACCAGACCUGGACUGCAGACAGACAGUCAGACCAGCACUGUACAAACAGGAAGUGGUCUGCAGGAGGUUUUAGAUGAACAUCAGAUCAGUCUGUGCAGCCGAUGUAAAUGUGUCACUGAAGGAAUUGAUGAAGCAGGAAAGGAAAUCCUCCUCAACAGCAUCUACACUCAGGUCUACAUCACGGAGGGACUGAGUGAAGAGGUUAAUACCCAACAUGAGGUGAGGCAGUUUGAAACAGCUUCCAAGAUGAAGACCCUUCAUGACACUCCAAUCAAGUGUCACGACAUCUUUAAAGCCUUACCUGACCCACAGAAAUGCAUCAGAGUCGUUCUGAUGAAUGGCGUUGCUGGCGUUGGAAAAACCUUCUCAGUGCAGAAGUUCACUCUGGACUGGGCACAGGGCUCCGAAAACCAAGAUAUCAUUCUGCUGAUUCUGCUUUCAUUCAGGGAGCUGAACCUGAUCAAAGAUAAGCAGUACAGUCUGCUCAUGCUCAUCCAUGUUUUCCAUCCAACAUUACAGAAGCUCACUGCAGAGAAGCUCGCUGUCUUUAAAGUUUUGUUCAUCUUUGACGGCCUGGAUGAAAGCAGACUUUCACUGGAUUUCAACAACAGUGAGGUUGUGUCUGAUGUCACACAGAAGUCAUCAGUUAGCGUGCUGUUGACAAACCUCAUCAAGGGGAAGCUGCUUCCUUCAGCUCUCAUCUGGAUAACUUCCCGACCUGCAGCAGCCAAUCAGAUCCCUCCUUCAUGUGUGGACAGGGUAACAGAAGUACGGGGCUUCACUGACGCCCAGAAGGAGGAGUACUUCAGGAGGAGAUUCAGUGAUGAAGAGCAGUCCAGCACAAUCAUCUCACACAUCAAGACAUCCAGGAGCCUCCACAUCAUGUGUCACAUCCCAGUCUUCUGCUGGAUCACUGCUACAGUUCUGGACCACAUGUUGACUUCAGACCAGAGAGGAGAGCUGCCCAAGACCCUGACUGACAUGUACUCUUACUUCCUGCUGGUUCAGACAAAGAGGAAGAGGAACAAGUAUGAUGAGGGAAAUAAGACCAGUCCACAGGAGCUGACGGAGGCUGACAGGAAACUUCUUCUGAAGCUGGGGAGGCUGGCGUUUGAACAACUGGAGAAAGGAAACAUCAUGUUCUACCAAGGAGACCUGGAGCAGUGUGGUCUUGAUGUCACAGAGGCCUCUGUGUUAUCAGGAGUUUGUACAGAGAUCUUCAAAAGAGAGAGUGUGCUCUUCAAGAAAACAGUCUACAGCUUUGUUCAUCUGAGCGUUCAGGAGUUUCUGGCUGCAGUCUACAUGUACCACUGUUACACCAACAGGAACACAGAGGUACUGAAGGACUUCCUGGGAGAAGACAACAGUAAGUCAUCUCUGGAUGACUUCCUGGAUGGAGCCAUGGAGAAAUCUCUUAAAAGUUACAAUGGUCACCUGGACCUGUUUGUUCGGUUCCUUCAUGGCCUCUCUCUGGAGUCCAACCGGAGUCUCUUAGGAGGCCUGUUGGGUCAGACAAACAACAGCCCAAAAACCAUCCAGAGAGUCAUCAACAACCUGAAGGAGAUGAACAUGUCCGAUAUCUCUCCUGACAGAAGCAUCAACAUCUUCCACUGUCUGACAGAGAUGAACGACCGGUCAGUACAUCAGGAGAUCCAAGAGUUCUUGAAGUCAGAGAACAGAUCAGAGAAGGAACUCUCUGUGAUCCACUGCUCAGCUCUGGCCUACAUGUUGCAGAUGUCAGAGGAGGUUCUGGAUAAGUUGGACCUGGGGAACUACAACACAUCAGAGCAGGGAAAACACAGACUGAUCCCAGCUGUAAGGAACUGCAGAAAGGCUCGACUUGUUCGGUGUGGACUCUCAGAGACACACUGUGAAGUUGUGGCCUCAGCUCUGAAGUCCAACCCCUCCCAUCUCAGAGUGCUGGACCUGAGUAGAAACAACCUGCAGGAUUCAGGAGUGAAGCGUCUGUCUGCUGGACUGGAGAGUCCAAACUGUAAACUGGAGACUCUGAGAUUGGAGAACUGCAGUUUGUCAGAGAACAACUGUGCUUCUCUGGUCUCAGCCCUGAAGUCCAACCCCUCCCAUCUCAGAGAGCUGGAUCUGAGCUGGAACAAGCUGCAGAAUUCAGGAUUGAAGCUGCUGUGUGAUUUUCUGGAGUGUCCAGAGUGCAGACUGGAGACUCUGAGAUUGUAUUGCUGCAGUUUGUCAGAGAUCAGCUUAGCUUCUGUAGUCUCAGCUCUGAAGUCCAACCCCUCCCAUCUCAGAGAGCUGAAUCUGAGUGGAAACAACUUGCAGGAUUCAGGAUUGAAGCUGCUGUGUGGUUUUCUGGAGAGUCCAGAUUGUCAACUGGAGACUCUGAGGUCAGACACCAUUUCUAACAUCUGUGCUGAUUCUGGGUUCAGCUGUUUGGAGUUUCCAUUUUCUAAACUUCUACAUUUAAACCUUCUUCAGAUCUGUACAGGUUAUGAAACACUGAAUGCUUUUAAACAGAAACUUUGUCUUCUAUACUGACUUUUAUAAAAAAAAAUGUCUUUAUUCAGAUUGUAUCGCUGCAGUUUAUCAAGGAUCAGCUGUGCUUCUCUGGCCUCAGCUCUGAGGUCCAACCCCUCCCAUCUGAGAGAACUGAAUCUGACUGGAAACAAGCUGAAGGAUUCAGACGUGAAGCAGCUGUCUGAUCUUAAGGAGAGUCCACGCUGUAGACUGGAGACUUUGAGACUCCAGAAGAUGAAGGAAGAGGAGGAAGAGGAGGACGGAGCAGAGUCUCUAAUAUCCAGCUGUCUGUCUAUGAAGAGUGACCGGUCCAAAGGCGGUGUUCCAGACUUCAGUAAUGAACCUGGACCCUUAGACACAAAAUGUCAGGACCACAGACAGAGAGCAGAGUCUUUAAUAUCCAGCUGUGUGUCUAUGAAGAGUGACCGGUCUAAAGGUGGUGUUCCAGACUUCAGUAAUGAACCUGGACCCUCAGACACAAAAUGUCAGGACCACAGACAGAGAGCAGAAUCUUUAAUAUCCAGCUGUGUGUCUAUGAAGAGUGACCGGUCUAAAGGUGGUGUUCCAGACUUCAGUAAUGAACCUGGACCCUCAGACACAAAAGAGAGGAAGAGGAGGGAUGUUUCUGUGGAGGAGCAGCUGUCCUGCUGUUCUUUACAGUGCAUCACCUCAUACUGGGACCAGUCUGCUUCAUCAGGAGACUCCUAUUGUCCCCAGUGUGGAAAAAGAUCCAGAACCAGACCUGGACUGCAGACAGACAUUCAGACCAGCACUGUACAAACAGAAAGUGGUCUGCAGGAGAUUUUAGAUGAACAUCAGAUCAGUCUGAGCAGCACAUGUGAAUGUGUGACUCAAGGAACUGAUGAAGCAGGAAGUGAAAUCCUCCUCAACAGCAUCUUCACUGAGGUCUACAUCACAGAGGGACAGAGUGAAGAGGUUAAUACACAACAUGAAGUGAGGCAGCUUGAAACAGCUUCCAAGAUGAAGACCCUUCAUGACACUCCAAUCAAGUGUCAUGACAUCUUUAAAGCCUUACCUGAUCAGCAGGACAUCUGUGAAGUCUUAAAACGCAUCAGAGUCGUUCUGAUGAACGGAGUUGCUGGCGUUGGAAAAACCUUCUCAGUGCAGAAGUUCACUCUGGACUGGGCACAGCGCUCCGAAAACCAAGAUAUCAGUCUGCUGAUUCUGCUUUCGUUCAGGGUGCUGAACCUGAUCAAAGAUAAGAAGUACAGUCUGCUCAUGCUGAUCCAUGUUUUCUAUCCAACACUACAGAAGCUCACAGCAGAGAAGCUUGCUGUCUGUAAAGUUUUGUUCAUCUUUGAUGGACUGGAUGAAAACAGACUUUCACUGGAUUUCAACAACAGGGAAGUCGUGACUGAUGUCACACAGAAGUCAUCAGUCAGCGUGCUGUUGACAAACCUCAUCAAGGGGAAGCUGCUUCCCUCGGCUCUCGUCUGGAUAACUUCCCGACCUGCAGCAGCCAAUCAGAUCCCUCCUUCAUGUGUGGACAGGGUAACAGAAGUACGAGGCUUCACUGACGCCCAGAAGGAGGAGUACUUCAGGAGAAGAUUCAGUGAUGAAGAGCAGUCCAGCAGAAUCAUCUCACACAUCAAGACAUCCAGGAGCCUCCACAUCAUGUGUCACAUCCCAGUCUUCUGCUGGAUCACUGCUACAGUUCUGGACCACAUGUUGACUACAGACCAGAGAAGAGAGCUGCCCAAGACCCUGACUGACAUGUACUUACACUUCCUGCUGGUCCAGACAAAGAGGAAGAGGAACAAGUAUGAUGAGGGACAUGAGACGAGUCCACAAGAGCUGACGGAGGCUGACAGGAAACUUCUUAUGAAGUUGGGGAGGCUGGCGUUUGAACAACUGGAGAAAGGAAACAUCAUGUUCUACCAAGAAGACCUGGAGCAGUGUGGUCUUGAUGUCACAGAGGCCUCUGUGUUAUCAGGAGUUUGUACAGAGAUCUUCAAAAGAGAGAGUGUGCUCUUCCAGAAAACAGUCUACAGCUUUGUUCAUCUGAGCAUUCAGGAGUUUCUGGCUGCAGUCUACAUGUACCACUGUUACACCAACGAGAAGACAGAGGCACUGAAGGACUUCCUGGGAAAAUACUACAAAUACUCAUCUCUGAAUGACUUCCUGAAGAGAGCAAUGGAUAAAUCACUCAAAAGUAAAAAUGGCCACCUGGACCUGUUUGUCCGCUUCCUUCAUGGCCUCUCUCUGGAGUCCAACCAGAGUUUCUUAGGAGGCCUGCUGGGUCAGACAGACAACAGUCCAGAAAUCAUCCAAAGAGUCAUCGACAACCUGAAGGAAAUGAACAGUGAGCGUAUCCCUCCUGACAGAAGCAUCAACAUCUUCCACUGUCUGAUGGAGAUGAAUGACCGCUCAGUACAUCAGCAGAUCCAAGAGUGCCUGAAUUCAGAAAACAGAUCAUGGAUGGCACUCUCUGCUAUCCAGUGCUCAGCUCUGGCCUACAUGCUGCAGAUGUCAGAGGAAGUUCUGGAUGAGUUGGACCUGGAGAAGUACAACACAUCAAAAGAGGGCCAACGCAGACUGAUUCCUGCUGUAAGGAACUGCAGAAAGGCUCGACUUGUUAAAUGGGGCCUCUCAGAUGCUCACUGUGAAGUUGUGGCCUCAGCUCUGAAGUCCAACCCCUCCCAUCUCAGAGAGCUGGACCUGAGUGACAACAAACUGCAGGAUUCAGCAGUGAAGCAUCUGUCUGCUGGACUGGAGAGUCCAAAUUGUAAACUGGAGAGUCUGAUAUUGAAUUUCUGCAGUUUGUCAGAGAUCAGCUGUGCUUCUCUGGCCUCAGCUCUGAAGUCCAACCCCUCCCACCUGAGAGAGCUGGUUCUGUGUGGAAACAAGUUGCAGGAUUCAGGAUUGAAGCUUCUGUCUGAUGGACUGGAGAGUCCAGAUUGUCGACUGGAGACUCUGGGAUUGAAUUUCUGCAGUUUGUCAGAGAUGAGCUGUGCGUCUCUGGCCUCAGUUCUGAAGUCCAACCCCUCCCAUCUGAGAGAGCUAAACCUGGGUCGAAACAAGUUGCAGGAUUCAGGAUUGAAGCUUCUGUCUGCUGGACUGGAGAGUCCAGACUGUCGACUGGAGACUCUGAAAUUAUUUGGCUGCAGUUUGUCAGAGAUCAGCUGUGCUUCUCUGGUCUCAGCUCUGAAAACCAACCCCUCCCAUCUGAGACAUCUGGAUCUGAGCUCGAACAAGCUGCAGGAUUCAGGAUUGAAGCAGCUGUGUGAUUUUCUGGAGAGUCCACACUGUAGACUGGAUACUCUGAGAUUGUUUGGCUGCAGUUUGUCAGAGAUCAGCUGUGCUUUUCUGGCCUCAGCUCUGAAGUCCAACCCCUCCCAUCUGAGAGAACUGAAUCUGGAUGACAACAACCUGGAAGAUUCAGACGUGAAGCAGCUGUCUGAUCUUAAGAAGAGUCCAGACUGCAGACUGGAUACUCUGAGGUCAGUAGAGAGUUGGAGUCAGUCUGUGCUGGUUUCAACAGGCUUCAGGAUUGGACAGAAAGACAGAGAGAGAGAACAGUCAGCCAAUCAGAUGAGCCACAAGCUUGUUGUGAUCAUGUGUUUGAGUUGA